Oncorhynchus masou masou (cherry salmon) is the source of this 814-nucleotide messenger RNA. RefSeq names its product cytokine receptor like factor 2 (gene crlf2). The coding region runs from base 227 to 814 and encodes 195 amino acids. The record is from RefSeq and is a predicted model, not a curated record. Gene Ontology annotation, molecular function: protein binding. Lineage: Eukaryota; Metazoa; Chordata; Actinopteri; Salmoniformes; Salmonidae. The transcript has 4 exons.
GUGUCCUUCUGUGGGGACUAGUGACAGUAGCUCAGAUUUUGAGUGUGUGUUUGUGAAUCUAACGUUCAGGAUACAGAGAGUUUUUUUAGGAGCAGAGGGCAGGUGCCUUCACAUGUUUGUGCCUGCAUACAGAGGGUUCAGGAGUGUUUAUCUGCAGAGUAAGGGGGGCUGGUGUGUGUGUGGAGUGUCGUGUAUGUGUCGGGAGAUUUUUUUAGGGUAGCAUGCCAUGUGUACCAGUGCUCUCUUCGCUUGGCUCUUGUCUAUGCUGGUGCUCUGCUCCGAAGCUAGGAAAGACUAUCCAAAGAAGACCAAAGAAAGAAGAAUACCAUUAGAUCAUCAAAAGUCCAUUAGAGAAGCUAUAAACCCAAACAAAAUUUGUUUGGACCUAUCUGACAGCUCUGAUGUUGUCUUUGUGUCGUGGAGGAACCCUAACCGUGUAGUAGGAGACCACUGCUAUGAGAGCACACUACAAUACAGGAACCACUGUGACACGGACUGGCAGGAGUUCUCCUACCAGGUGGACAAGCCAGACAGGAAGAGGAGAUAUUACUUCAGGAUACGGAUGAGAUACGACUGUCUGUUUGGUGACCUGAAGACUUGGAGUGGAUGGACACCAACUAGAUACUGGAGAAAUGAGACCGAGACAGGUCCCUGUGCCACAGAGAUAAAUGCCAUUGUUUAUGUUGUGACCAUUUUACCUUUGUUGAUAUGUUUCCUGCUGAUAGUCACUUUCUCACAGAAAAGGCAAGUGGUAAAGUCUAUUCUAUUCUGCAAUGAUAUGCUAACGAUUAAAGAGCAAUUUAGAAUUGUGUAG